Oncorhynchus masou masou (cherry salmon) is the source of this 5317-nucleotide messenger RNA. RefSeq names its product transcriptional activator Myb-like. Lineage: Eukaryota; Metazoa; Chordata; Actinopteri; Salmoniformes; Salmonidae. The transcript has 6 exons. The record is from RefSeq and is a predicted model, not a curated record. The annotation marks the transcript as partial.
GUCAUUCCUUUCUCCAGCUGGGGUCGUACCAGUUCAGAGAGCCGAGGUCAUCACUACCAGGCCACCGCUCCAUGCCUCUCUAUAGAGAGCACCUCACACAGCGGCAGCAACAACAACAAUAACAACAACAACAACAACAGUCACCAUGACAUCCACGCCCUCUCCAACCUCCCGGAGUUCAUGGAGUCAGUCAUCGACUCGCUUUUCAACCAAUCCGACAGCCACAGCUUACCAAUGAGCUCCCAGAAACCCCUGGUGGCCACAGCUCCACCCCGACUGCAGAAAGAGAACGGCAUGUUCAGGACUCCUACUGUCCGGCGUUCCCUCCUGGAGUUGUCUCCUCGUUCUCUGACCCCGUUCAGGUCUUCCAUGGUAGAGUGUAUAAAACAGGAACCUAUGGAGUGUGUUGUCUCAGCCCCAGACCAACAGCCAACCGGGGUCUCCCAGACCAACAGCCAUCCUUAAAGAAGAUCAAACAAGAGGUGGAGUCUCCCUAUCUACAGUGGGAAGGACCAGACAUCCACACCCAGCUCUUCUCCCCCUCCGGCCCCGCACAGGAAGUACCUGAUCUGCUGACUACUUCUGCACUGAAUGGAGACGGACACAAACCCUACCACCUCCCCGUCGGUCUCUGGGCAGCCCACUACAGCUCAACACUUGGGACCAAGUGGCUUGUGGGAAGGUGGAGGACCAAGUGGCUUGUGGGAAGGUGGAGGACAAGGUCUUGGCUUUAGAGCAUAAAUACAUCACUUCUUACUCUGCUAGGACCUUGGUCAUGUAAUAUAUACACAGACAGACAGACAGACAGACAGACAGACAGACAGACAGACAGACAGACAGACAGACAGACAGACAGACAGACAGACAGAAAGACAGACAGACAGACAGGCAGGCAGGCAGGCAGACAGAGACACUCGUUGGAUUCAAAGACCAAAGACUUUAAUUUGUUUAUUUCUAUUUCUAUUAUUUUGUAUUCAUGGGUUGUUUUGUCACCAUAUUGUUUUGAUCUUCUGAUCUGACGCCUGACUGAGCGUUCUACUCAAUACAUCGUCAAUGGUGAAGAUUGAAUCAAAAGUGUAUUACAGUCGGCUUGGAAGCACAAUGCCAUUCAAAAGGAGACAUUACAUUAGUAGGGAAACCUUUUGUCAUAAUUUUGAUGUCGCCAGAUUGACUUUAGCUGCAGUAUAACGUUAGCUAGCUAGCUAAGCUUGAAGGGAGACUGCCAGAUUGACUUUAGAUGCAGUAUAACGUUAGCUAGCUAGCUAAGCUUGAAGGGAGACCGCCAGAUUGACUUUAGCUGCAGUAUAACGUUAGCUAGCUAGCUAAGAUUGAAGGGAGACCGCCAGAUUGACUUUAGAUGCAGUAUAACAUUAGCUAGCUAGCUAAGCUUGAAGGGAGACCGCCAGAUUGACUUUAGAUGCAGUAUAACGUUAGCUAGCUAAGCUUGAUGGCAGGUCACCGGAUUUUAGCUAGCUAACGUUAGAAUUUGCUAGCUAUUUUUUUUACAAACUUUGCUAACUAAGUAAAUUUGAUGACAUGAUAAUGCUGACAAAGUUGUUUUUUCCUACUAAAUAUUUGACUACUUUUAGCAAUGUCAUCGUAUUUCCAGGCGCUAUAGUGUCAUUUAGACGAAACAGUAAUUAGCCUCCGCCCAGAAAGACUGGGCAUAUCACCACUAUGGCGCCGCCGAUAAGGGCGGCUUGAGAACGUUCAUAACAACGACGCGACCGAGUGACGGAGGUGCAACCUAUGAAUGGUUUUGUUAUUAUUUGGAUCCUGUGGGUAGUUUGUGGUAUUGAAUGUUGUAUUAUAAAGCAGGGAGAAAAAUGAUGUGCCUAUAAAUGAAUAAUAAUGGGGCUGUGUUUUUAAUAAUUCUAAGUUUUUAAUAUUUGAAUAUAAAAAAAAACAAGCUGAUUUAAUUUAUUUGCUUUAUUUUUUUUGUACCGCCGGCCUAUCGAGCGACAGUGUUUAAAACCGAACCCCUGACCCUAGCAUUAUUACGGGUUAAAACCAAAGUAAAUAUGAUUCAACGAUAGCUACUAUUCCACUCACAAUACACCUUUAACUUGUUGAGAGACCUUUACAAAGCCAUAUCAUAAUUAUAUGAGUGUCUAUGAUACCUGUUAACUUGUUGAGAGACCUUUACAAAGCCAUAUCAAAAUUAUAUGAGUGUCUAUGAUACCUGUUAACUUGUUGAGAGACCUUUACAAAGCCAUAUCAAAAUUAUAUGAGUGUCCAUGAUACCUGUUAACUUGUUGAGAGAACUUUACAAAGCCAUAUCAUAAUUAUGAGUGUCCAUGAUACCUGUUAACUUGUCGAGAGAACUUUACAAAGCCAUAUCAUAAUUAUGAGUGUCCAUGAUACCUGUUAACUUGUCGAGAGAACUUUACAAAGCCAUAUCAUAAUUAUGAGUGUCCAUGAUACCUGUUAACUUGUCGAGAGAACUUUACAAAGCCAUAUCAUAAUUAUGAGUGUCCAUGAUACCUGCCUUAACGUUUCACUGCUAGACAUUAAGAAGUCUAAUGUCAGCUCUUAUGUCAACCUUAUGAAUGGUUAUGAAUGAUCAUAUGAUGUUUAUGUGACAAUUGGGCCAGUCAAUUUAAAGUGUUACCUAACUAAACAAAGCUGGAAACAAACACCCCAAAUGGCUCCCUGUUCCCUUAAUGUAUUUGACCAGGAAGAGAGGGCCAUUUCAGGCAUAUUCUCGUUUUUUUAUAACCUGUAUGACCUUUAUUUGAUUGUUUCCUGUCUUGAUACCGUGUCAUAGUGGAAACAUUUCCAUUCCACUAUAUUAAUAUUAUUGUUGUUUUAUAUACUUUUUGAUAAAACCCCUAAAGUCUUACACUGAGUUUACUGCGACGUUUUCAAAGCAUCAAACUAUGACCCAAUCCCAAACUGAGCCGUAGACCCUACGCCCUGUGAUCGCCCCAUAGACCCUAUGACCUAUGAUUGUGCCCUAGACCCUACGACCUAUGCAGCUCUGAGAUGAUUUCACAGGUGUAAGCAAAAUGUGACUAACCGGCUCAAUUCGGUUAAAAUUAAGUUUUUUUUUUUACAUUGGAUUAAAGUAGAGAUUCAGAGCUACAACAUGGUAGAUCACUAUAGUUGGGGAACAAUGGGAAAGUUAUUCUGCUUUGAAAGUUGAUAAACUUGUAAACUCACUUUUUGAGAAAAUGGCCUUUGAAUGUUUUGGUACCUACCGGAGAGCUCUUCUUUGUCUACACCCAUUCAGCAUCGUUCACACCCUCUUAAACUUUAGCCCCACCCAUCUUUUUAAUGGUUGAGCCGAGCAUUUUGUACUGACAACAUCAGCCAGGCACCCAAGCUAAAUUGCUAGCUACUUCCUAGCUACUUCCUGCCACAAAAUAACAACUCACUGAACAUUACUCGCCCUAGCAGAGCUGGUUAGGCUGCUAUGUUAUCCAGAGCGUUGGUGACUGAUUGUCCGUUCGUAAAUUCAGAGUGUUCAGAGCGCACAUUGCUCGCUCUGGUUGAUCCGAACAUUCUGACCUUACAACUACAGUCAAGCACCCAAGCUAACUGGCUAAUGUUGGCUAGCUUGCUAAUUACUUCCAGACGCAUAAUGAGAGAACACCUCACUCUGACCAUUUUACUCUCCCUAGCAGAGCUGGUUGGGCUGUUUUCAUGUUAUCCAGAGUGUUGGUGACUGUAACUGUGCUGCUGGCAAGAAUUACAUUUUUUUGCCGACGUUUGUUGACACCGACCGUAUUCAACGAAUGUUGAGCAUUCGUAAAUUCAUCAGUAAAUUCAUCAGCCCUCUGGCACACUCAGAUGAGAGUCUUUUGUUAAGACAUGUAGCUAGCUAACUAGGUAAAAAAUGAACCAUAAUCCCAACGUGAUGUUACUCGUGACAUUACUACCCUGCAUGAAUCUGAACCAACCAGAACCAACCAGGUUCAAUGUUAUCUAGCUAACAUUAGGCUGUAACUAGCAAAGCAAAUGGUUCUGAGAUCCAAAUGAUGAGAUCAUACACGUAAUAUUAGCUUGCUAACAGUACACUUUCUGUCAAAAUUAGAAAUGUGUAAUAUCUGAAAAUGUAGCUAGCUAGGUGGAUGGACGCGUCUCCUAUCGGAUGCCACUGUUGGCCUUAGUUUGAAGAUGUAAUCCGGAGACAGGUGUUUUCUCCAUGUCCUUAGUCAUCAUACUUUAAUUCCACUGAUUUGAAAACUCGGUCCACCAGAAAGUGGAGAGCAUACGUGUAACGUUAGCUAGCUAACAGUACAUUUUAACUUGACAUUAGGCUUAUGCAGUUUAACUACGUGAUAUAUUUUUUUAAAGCCCAGUUAGACAGGAUUCCCUAGACAUACUCAAAAAUAUAGAAGCGUGCUGUAUGGCAGACCAAUCCAAACUCAUCUCUCGGCAUGUCCAGCCCACACAUUAUCUCAGCCAAUCAUGGCUUGCGGGAAGGUUGCUGACUUUUUCUGUGGCUAAACCAACUAGGCUCAUCAUUUAACAAUUGUAUUCCUAUUUACAGAUGACAUACAAGUUUGUUAUUAAGGCACAUGAAAGUUCACAUGUUCGAGAAGACAUUUCUGCCCAAAAAUAUGCAUUUAAAAUACACUCAAAGGGCUCUGGUGUGUAGUAGUGGCCUACAACAUACACAUAGUGUCCUGAAACUGGUCACAUAUGGUAAUAGUUAGUUAAUUAGACCCAACAAAUCAUCUCAGAUCUCCGAAAGAGGGCUUAGGGGCUAUGUCUCCAUUUGGGAUUGGGCCUACGAGCUGAACCCAGUAAAAUGUUUUAAAGCUGCACUUGAAUGACAGAGCUUUUUUUCUCUGUGAACACUGUUAUUAUUAUAAUUAUUAUGAAUAUUAUUACUACAAACUUGGGUCCAAAGUAUCUCAAUGUUUGGUAAACAUGUCUUUAAAAAUAUUUCUUUUCAUAUUUGUUGGUUAGUUUUUUUUAACGCCAUGUUUGAUACUAAGACUGCAGUAGCCAAUCAGCAUGUUUGAUACUAAGACUGCAGUAGCCAAUCAGCAUGUUUUAUACUAAGACUGCAGUAGCCAAUCAGCAUGUUUGAUACUGAGACUGCAGUAGCCAAUCAGCAUGUUUGAUACUGAGACUGCAGUAGCCAAUCAGCAUGUUUGAUACUAAGACUGCAGUAGCCAAUCAGCAUGUUUUAUACUGAGACUGUAUUAGCCAAUCAGCAUGUUUGAUACUAACAGGAGGAAAUCCUUUUGAUAUUUGAUGCCUUUCUUUUAGGACAAAUACAUUUUAUAAAAGCAUUUUAUAAGGCCAUGUUUUAAUACUUUUGUAUACUGCCCAGUCAAUAAAGUGUGUAUUUUUUAAAUGCUGA